This is a messenger RNA of Caenorhabditis briggsae, 798 nucleotides long. Lineage: Eukaryota; Metazoa; Nematoda; Chromadorea; Rhabditida; Rhabditidae. The record is from RefSeq and is a predicted model, not a curated record. Bases 1 to 798 code for a protein of 265 amino acids. The transcript is spliced from 4 exons. Gene Ontology annotation, cellular component: mitochondrion; cytoplasm. Gene Ontology annotation, biological process: prolyl-tRNA aminoacylation. Gene Ontology annotation, molecular function: proline-tRNA ligase activity; ATP binding.
AUGGGCGGUCCGAUGCUGCAUAAGGCGAAAAAGUGGAUUCUAAGCGGCGCGACGGCUCCCGCGAGCAAAAGUGUCGCUCAUCGAAUGCUCAUCGAGAACGGGUUCAUUUUGCCGACGGCUAAGGGAUUUUAUAGCCUCCUACCUCUCGGCCAGCGUGUCAUCGACAAACUAUGCCGUAUUCUGGAUUCAGAAUUUCAGAAUUCUGGCGCUAUGAAGGUUGGAAUGCCCAUAGUGGGUACAAAACAACUAUGGGACCGAACUAGGCGAUGGGAAGCCAUGGGAUCGGAAAUGCUCAAGUUUGAGGAUCGGCAGAAGGCUCAGUUGUGUCUACAACCAACCGCCGAAGAGAUGUGCACGGACUUAAUUGCCCAAUUAUCUCCACUGAAAAAGUCUCAGUUGCCAGUGAUGUUGUAUCAAAUCGGAGAGAAGUUUCGAGACGAAAUGAAUCCGAGAUUCGGUCUGAUGAGAGCCCGACAGUUCCUGAUGAAAGACAUGUAUUCGUUCGCAUUGGAUUCAGAAUCAUCUCAGAAGACGUAUCACAACAUUUCAAAUGUUUAUGAUAGGAUAUUCGGCGAACAGUUGCAGUUGGCCGAUGAUUUGAUAAAGAGCUGGGCAGUCUACAGUAAUCUGGACUUUGGCGACACACCGGAUUCUGAUGGUCCCCUCGACUCACCUCCUCAUCUUCGUCGCCAUCCUCCAUACCAGGCAGUUGUAGAAACGGCUUCUGCGGUGGCGACGGCUCCUGCGGUAGCUGGCUAUAGCGAUAAGGAUCCAUUCCGAGGAAUCGAGGAACGAUGA